Alternaria arborescens is the source of this 1200-nucleotide messenger RNA. RefSeq lists its product as hypothetical. The coding region runs from base 1 to 1200 and encodes 399 amino acids. The record is from RefSeq and is a predicted model, not a curated record. Gene Ontology annotation, molecular function: FAD binding. Lineage: Eukaryota; Fungi; Ascomycota; Dothideomycetes; Pleosporales; Pleosporaceae. The transcript has a single exon.
AUGCUGCAGCCAAUUCCCAUAAUCGGCGCUGGCAUCGCCGGUCUAACGCUGAGCCGCAGCCUCCUCCAUCGCGGCAUCCCAACCAUUAUCUACGAAAAGUCAAGCUCAAGCCCACGCUUCAAUUACGCCAUCACUCUUCACUCGACUGCCUACCAGCCCCUUCUGGAAGUUCUGAAUCUUGAUGAUGUUGCGUUCAAGAAACGCGUCGCUGUUGAUGCCGAAGAUGGCGGGGCUGGAACAAUCGGAGAGCAAGUAGAUUUACCCAGCCAUGGAGGUCUAUACGCAACAACAUCAUCAUUUCGCGCCAAUAGAGCGAAGCUCGAACACCUGCUUCGUGAAGGUCUCGACAUACGUUGGAAACACAGUCUUCAAGGUGUUCAGAGGACUCAAAAAGGACCUAGGAUACGUUUCAGUAAUGGCGAAUCGUGGUCUAGUGGGAAACUUGUUAUAGGCGCAGAUGGUGUACAUUCCGACCUACGGAAACUUCUACUCCCAGCUUUAUCACAUCUGAAGGUCCUUCCGUAUGUCGUUUUCAAUGGGAAAAGGAGAAUGGAGAGGGAGGAAUUUGACAACAUGUUCCGCGACGUGGCGAGGCCAAGGGAAACGAAUGUUUGGGAAGUAAAAGCUGGGGAUGUGAUGCUUAAUGUCAGUGUUAACAAGACGACGAGUGAAGAGGUAAGCCUCAGCUGGAUAUACUCGCGUCCUGUGCGUAGCGACGAGGAUGCACUGCAUCGUCCUAAUAGGCCGAACGAGGACGCGCAGAAGACACCCGAUGAGUUCUUUCAAGAGAUUGGUGAGCUGAGAAGUUUAAAAUCUCCCUUCUCGGACAUAUUCGAUGCGAAGAAGAUGCGCGGAGACAGGAUACUGCAUUGGCUGAUGCGAACAACAUCUACACCACUGUCGGAUUUGCAGGAUCUUUUUGCGAGGAAUGGAGUAUGUUUAAUGGGCGAUGCAAUUCAUGCAGAGCCUAUCGUGGGAGGUAACGGAGCCAACGCCGCUAUCUUAGACGCAUUGGCGCUUGCAGAAGCCAUCUCGAGCGAAGAGAAGAGAGGCUGGGAAGGUAUCGAGGGCAACGUGAAGAAAGGCGUAUCGAAGUGGUAUGAUGAAAGUUAUCCGGAGUGGGAGCAAGGGGCUGUAGAAAGUCAAAGAGCCAUCGCAAGAAUGCAUGAGGUGUCGUUAGGGGCGGAUGCGCGGCUUUAA